This is a messenger RNA of Menidia menidia (Atlantic silverside), 2677 nucleotides long. Lineage: Eukaryota; Metazoa; Chordata; Actinopteri; Atheriniformes; Atherinopsidae. The record is from the annotation of a GenBank genome assembly.
UGUCCACUGACCGCUGACCUGUCGGUGUGUUCACAGACCUGAGACCCAGCAGAAAGCCCCGGUGACUGCGCCUCCUCCCCCGCCGCCUCCUCCACCUCCCCCUGAGCCGGCAGGGCCCCCAGAGCCGGAGGAAGAGAUCCUGGGCUCCGACGAUGAGGAGCAGGAGGACCCCGCCGACUACUGCAAAGGAGGAUACCAUCCGGUGAAGAUCGGAGAUUUAUUCAACGGGAGGUACCAUGUGAUCAGGAAGCUUGGGUGGGGCCACUUCUCCACCGUAUGGCUAUGCUGGGACAUACAAGUGAAGAACUUUGUGGCGAUGAAGGUGGUGAAGAGCGCCCAACACUACACAGAGACGGCCUUGGAUGAAAUCAAACUCCUGCGAUGUGUCAGGGAGAGCGACCCCAGCGAUCCCAACAAGGACAUGGUGGUCCAGCUGAUAGAUGACUUCAAAAUAUCUGGAGUCAACGGCAUACAUGUGUGUAUGGUGUUUGAAGUGCUGGGUCAUCACCUGCUGAAAUGGAUUAUUAAAUCCAACUAUCAGGGUCUGCCACUGCCGUGUGUUAAGAGCAUCAUCAAACAGGUGCUGCAGGGUCUGGACUACCUCCACACCAAGUGUAAAAUCAUCCACACAGACAUCAAACCAGAAAACAUCCUGAUGUGCGUAGACGACGUCUUUGUCAGGCGUAUGGCCAUGGAGGCAACAGAAUGGCAGAAAGCUGGAGCCCCGCCCCCCUCCGGAUCAGCAGUUAGCACAGCCCCCCAGCUCAAACCGGUGAGUACGACUGAUGUGGGGAAAAUCUCAAAGAACAAGAAGAAGAAGCUGAAGAAGAAACAGAAGCGGCAGGCGGAGCUGCUGGAGAGGCGGAUGCUGGAGAUUGAAGCCCUGGAGAGGGAGGCUGAAAAAAAAGAAGAGCGAGCCAAAGAAAGUGACGAAAAAGGUGCAUUUGAACACAACCUGCCCUCCACGCUGAAGCCUCCGCAGCUGGGUCCCAGCAUGGCCCUGGGAGAAAGUGACGAUGAAGACGACGAUGAGGAGGACGGGGAAGAUGAGGAUGAGGAGGGAGGAGAGAGGGAGAGGCCGGUCAGGCUGACUAAUCAUACAUGUGCAGCGCCUCCCCAGGAGCAAAGUGAGGUGCCUCGCAUCCCAGCUGAUGACCCAGAUGAGGAGGUGGUGGAAGGGGAAGAAGAUGAAGAGGAACCCACGCCUGUCGCAGAAAAAGAUGCCCCGAUUCCUCCCACCUCUGAAAAGGGUGACAGAGAUUCAAUACAGGCAGAAGUAGAGCAGGAGCAGGGGAAGGAGCCAGAGGAGGAGGUGGUAAAAGGGACAGAGGAUGAAAACGUGCAGGAGGAAUCACAUGUAAAGGUAUCGGAGAAGGAGAAGGAAGAGGAGGAAGAAGAAGAAGAGGAAGAGGAGGAGAAUAAAGAGGCUGGGGCGGAGGAAAACGAGACAGAAAAGCCAAAGAGUGAGGGCAAGCCAGAGGAGAAGUCAGCGGUGGAAGAAAAAGGCUCAAAGGAGCAGGAGGAAGAGGACGAGGAGGAGGAGGAAGAGGAAGAGGAGGAUGAAGACGAGGAUGAUGACACGACAGCUGACCUCCUCACAGAGAGCACCUCCCCCGUCAAACGCCAGAACAAUAAAACUAAUUCAGCCAAAACCAACGGACACGUUUUGCUGAGCUCCGAGGGAUUCCGACCUAACCCCGGCACCCCCCCGCCCCCCUCCCCCAACCCCGAGCACCUCCUCUGCCCCCUGGUGGAGUCCGAGCUCAGUUACACAGACAGGGACGUCUCUCUCAGCUCCGGCUACGAGAUGUACAACGGCGAGGUGCCUGAGCCGGGGCUGACCAACGGCUCCAGUGACCAGCAUAAGUGCACCAUGCCCCUGUUCCCCGACCUGCCCCUGGACCCCGAGCCCGGCAGCCCCGUUUCAGGUGGGACGGCGGACAUCGGAGCGGGACCCUCCCCCAACAGCCCCACCGCAGACCGGAGCCGCACCGUGUCCUCCUCCAGCACCGGAGACACGCCCAAAGUGAGGGCCAGAGCUGCAGACCUCCUGAUCAACCCGCUGGAUCCCCGCAACGCUGAAUCCAUCAGAGUCAAGAUCGCUGACCUCGGGAAUGCCUGCUGGGUGCAUAAGCACUUUACGGAGGACAUUCAGACGAGACAGUAUCGCUCCAUUGAGGUCCUGAUAGGAGCCGGCUACAGUACUCCCGCUGACAUCUGGAGCACUGCCUGCAUGGCUUUUGAGCUGGCCACAGGAGAUUACCUGUUCGAGCCUCACUCUGGAGAGGACUACUCCCGUGAUGAGGACCACAUAGCCCACAUCAUAGAACUGCUGGGCUGUAUUCCGAGGCACUUUGCUCUCUCUGGAAAAUAUUCCCGGGAGUUCUUCAACAGAAGAGACCAUAUCGCUCUGAUCACGGAGCUUCUUGGGAAGGUCCCACGCAAAGUGGUCGCUGCCGGGAAGUACAGCCGAGAAUUUUUCUCCAAGAAAGGAGAGCUGCGGCACAUCACCAAGCUGAAGCCCUGGUCGCUGUUCGACGUGCUGGUGGAGAAGUACGGCUGGGCGCACGAGGACGCCGGCCACUUCACCCACUUCCUCCUGCCCAUGCUGGAGAUGGUGCCUGAGAAGAGGGCCUCGGCCAGCGAAUGCCUCAACCACGCCUGGCUCAGCUCGUAG